This is a messenger RNA of Papaver somniferum (opium poppy), 1221 nucleotides long. RefSeq lists its product as uncharacterized. The transcript has 7 exons. NCBI's taxonomy places the organism in Eukaryota, Viridiplantae, Streptophyta, Magnoliopsida, Ranunculales, Papaveraceae. The record is from RefSeq and is a predicted model, not a curated record. Bases 461 to 910 code for a protein of 149 amino acids.
GCUAGACCGAGAUCUGUAAAAUCAAACCAAGUUUUCUGAAAUCAAAACCGGUCUCUCUUAAACCCUAAUCUCAAGAAUGGAAACUCAGAAACUAAACUCAAUCUUUGAGUACGUCAAAUUUAAUAAACCCCAGAAAUUGUUUCUUUUGUACUCUUAAAUAAUUUUGUAAGGUGUGCUUGGUUUUAACCUGAAGUUUCUUUCUCUAAUGGUGAAAUAGUCAUAGAUCCGUUACCUUAGUCAGAUUCUGUUCAUUUUCUUAUUUUUAUCUUUUAAAGCCCUAGAUUUACAAUUCUUUUUCCUAAUUUUUUCAUAAUCAAGAGACGGAGAUAAUUCCAAUUGUUAGCUUUCAAUCUUUGUUUUAGACUCUCACGCUGAGGUUAUCGAUUGCAGAUCUUAUUCAGAGAUUGCUGAUGAUUCAAUAUGUGAUUCUAAUUUAGUAUCAUGUUUGUUUGGCAAUGGAAUGGUGAAAUUUCAGUCAAGAAAAUCAACACAUAAAAGGCAAAGACAGUAUUUCGAGCAAAAGAAACGGCAACAACAUUCCAAUAGAGAUGACGAUGCUGAAGGAACUCAUGGGUCUGCUGAAUACCAUCGGACACCUAAAUCGUUGGAUAUCUUAAGUUUGUUGACCUUGGGGGGAGAGGCCAAGGGGGGUAAUUCUGGAUGCAACAAUGAGUUCUCAUUACUCGAUUUACUUGGUGAGGAUGGGUCAAAUGGAAAAGCAGAAGGAAGUCCAGUGCGAGAGUGUCAUGUUGCCUUUUCAGUCGAAGGCUUAGGUAAAACAAGGAUGGAAAUUCCAGUUCAUUCACCACAACAACAAUGCAGAUUGCCAUCACCACCGAAGGCUGCAAAGAGACACCUCUCAUCUAAUAAAUACAAGAUGAAUGAGCUUAAACAGGUUCCACUGCGAUAGAAAUUUGGGCAUGCUAAAUCCUGCAUCAGAUAAAAUACCGAACAAGUUCAGAAAAUUGGUAUGUUAAAUCAGUCAUAAUUCAGCUCUGCUACUCCGAGAUUAUCUUAAAGUCCUACAAAGUAUUAGUAGUCUCCUUUAAUUGUACAAGUUCAAUAAAACAUUUACUAUGUCUAUUUCUGAUCUCCUGUAGAGAGUAUAAGUUAUGUACAUGUAAUCCAUGUUGGAAGAGAGAAUAUUUUAAAAAUAUUAUUGGUUAACCAUGUGUUCAUAUGAAAAAUUGGGUCUUCUAGUUGAUCUACAAUUGUAUAUGA